AUCAUUUCCGCGAGUGAGUGUAUUCAGAAAGAUGUUAUGUUGACAAAUGAACCUCUACGGAUAACGAGGUUUUAGAGAAAUUUAGGGGUCAGUGGAAACAGAAAGAAGAGAAAACUCAGGGAUUUACAAGCAACUAUGAAGGAAUUGAUGAUCUCCUGUUUCCUACAUCUAUUUUUCAUCGCUAUUUUUACAGAUGCAGAACGCCUAGAUGAUUAUAUUCACCAUUAUGAAAAGCUUACAUACAGUCCCGACACUCUACACCAGCGCCAUCUACGGGCCAAACGCUCCCUCACCGACCAAUCGCUGGUGCUACGUUUUAAAGCCUAUGGCAAAAAUUUUGACCUUCAGUUAGAAAAAGCGAAGAGCAUAUUUGCACCUGAUUUUAAACUGCAGCAUAGGAAUGGCAGUAAAAUGGCGGUGGACACCUCAUUUAUAUACGAAGGCACCGUAUCAGGCGUGCCGGGGAGUUUUGUCCAUGGAGCCAUUGUUGAGGGAGUGUUCCGAGGUUUUGUCGUCGUCCCUGGUGACACAACAUACCACAUAGAGCAUUCCCGGAGAUUCUUCUCUGAUGAAAAGCCAUUCCAUUCUGUCAUCUACAGCGAAAAACAUUUGAAUAUGGAUCCAUACAAACACAAAAGACCUGAGGGAGCUGGUACAUGCGCCCUUGAACAAUACAAGGACCAGAUGGAAGAAUUAGCCUUUAAACCUCUGGAGAAGUACGAACACAAUAUCAAGGCCGCGCUACUGAAACAGGAAAUGGAGCACUAUCGUAGCAUGUACUCACGAGAACAGAAUACCGCUAACCAGGAAUCAUCCCAGGGGCGCCAUAAACGUGAUACACUGGGCCUACAGAACACAUGUUAUAUGUAUCUACGGUCAGACCCAGUCUUAUGGGAGCUUUAUAAAAGCAAGGGAGUGAGUGAUAUCGUCGCCCGAGACGAAAUUCUGGCCCUAUUUGCUGCUCAUGUCGCAGCUAUCAACAAAAUUUACUCCGAAACAAGAUUUGAAACUUACGAAAAAGAUGCUAACAAAGGCGGGUUUAGCUACGAAGGGGUUCAUUUCCAGGUUCAAAGGACGUCGAUAAUGACAAAGGAAUCAGAAAAAUGUGACAGCAUUUUAGGGGCUACAUCGUAUUGUAAUCCCAAUAUCGAUGUCAGCAACUUCCUAAAUCUCAACUCUUUGGAAAACCACGAUGAGUUUUGCCUGGCGUACGUCUUUACAGCACGCGAUUUUACCCAGGGUACACUGGGGCUCGCCUGGGUCGGAUCUUACAAAAAUGCUGCUGGCGGGAUCUGUGAGAAAUAUAAACAGUUCCCGGAGGGAUCAGCAAAGGUACACAAGUCUCUAAACACUGGGAUUAUCACUCUCAUCAACUACGGCCGCGAAGUGGCACCGCGAGUCUCCCACCUCACCUUCGCUCACGAGGUCGGACACAACUUUGGCUCUCCUCAUGACAGUGGUAAUAAUUGUGCACCGUUUGGGACGGGCACGUCCGAGGCUGUCAACGGAAACUACAUCAUGUAUGCAAGCGCCACACAGGGCGACCUUUCCAACAACAACAAGUUCUCCGAUUGUAGCAAGGACAACAUCUCACGUGUCCUCCGCUCCAUCCAGAACGAGACCAACAAGAAAAAUUGCUUCAAACAGUCUGGCGUGGCGUUCUGCGGUAACGGCCUGGUUGAAGAAGAUGAGGAGUGUGACUGUGGAUAUUUGGACGACUGUAAAGAUACGUGCUGUCAUGCCAAACAGUCGGGGAAAACAACAACGGACGACUGUAAACUACGCCGCGACAAUUCAGGAAAUAAAUACAGCUGCAGCCCUACACAAGGCCCAUGCUGUCUCGCUACAUGCAACUUUGUCCAACCAAGUGCCAACCAGACUUGUCGCGUUGGAACCGAUUGUGUAAAGCGUGCCACUUGCUCUGGGACGUCGGCUAAAUGUCCAGCUGCUGACAACAAUGAUGAUAUGACUUUCUGUAACAGCAAAUCUCGGGUCUGUAAAGAUGGGGUUUGUUCAGAAUCCCUUUGUAGGCGUAUUGGCUAUGGAGCGGGAAAUCCAAUUUCUGAGUACGAAGAAUGUUUCGGGAGUACGGGCAGCGACAACAAGGAACAGAUGUGCUACUUGUCAUGUCAGAGGAAGAACUCUACAGAAUGUAUAAGCUCGGCUGACAUUACUGCUGAAUCCCCACACACAGGCUUUAAAGAUUUACUCAUGGCCAUCAACGGAGGAUUAGAUAAAAUCAAACUACAAGCAGGUUCACCGUGUGAUAAUUACAGAGGAUACUGCGACGUCUUCCAUAAAUGUCGCGGAAUAGAUAACGAUGGCCCUCUUGCUCGUCUUAAAAAUCUUAUCUUUAACGAGAAAACAUUACAGAAAAUUAAAACCUGGAUUGUGGAGUAUUGGUGGGCUGUUAUGAUGAUGGCUCUGUGCCUCGUUGUUCUGAUGGGGUUGUUUAUAAAAAUCUGUGCUGUUCACACUCCGAGUAGUAAUCCUAAGGCCAAACCAGCGUUGCGUAUCACUGACACACUCCGGCGUCGCCGACGCCCUCCACCUCAACAGACGUAUGCGCCAAGCUCACAGCCCCUACAGUCCUACCAGCAACCACCAGCGCCUGCAGGCUAUGUAAAUGCUCCACAGGGACCUCCUCCUCCAUAUUCUGCAUCAGGAGGCGGACCCAAGAGAGGACAUCGGCCCGAGGAUAAGAAAAACUUCAAAAAGGCCAAAGCCGUGGAGAAGAAAGUGUGACCCUGAUCGUGAAUCAUAACUAUUCUUAGGAGACUUUUGAUUGGCUGCUCUAGAGACUUGUUACAGUAGUUUUCAUCGUCUGAAGAAGAGAAAAUGUUAUAUUAGUUUUGAUUGGCUGAGGACAUUUAUAAUAUUGAUUUUGAUAAGUUGAUGAAAAAGUAUCAAUAACCUUUCUCAUUGGCUUGUUUAGUGACCUGUAACUUGUUUUUUUAUUGGCUGAAGUUGAGAAGAUGAAACUUUAGUUUUGAUUGGCUGAUGACAUUUAUGAAACAUAGAAUUUGAAUGGCUGAUGAGGAAGUAUUAAACAAGUUUAUUCAUUGGUUGAGGAAGAAAACUUGUUAAAUAUUGAACAUGUAACGAUGAAUGUGAUUGGCUGAUGUAGUGGUGGUAUAUUCAGUGGAGAUAUUUUGUGAUAUGGUUUGGGGAGUCCAUGAAUACUCCAGAAAUAAAAUCCCAGGUUAUAAUCCAUAUAUAUAGAAUAAAACUCCAGGUUAUAAUCCAUAUAUAUAGGAUAAAACUCCAGGUUAUAAUCCAUAUAUAUAGGAUCUUACACGAGUUUCCAUUUCAUAUGAGAAAUUACGAAAUGAGUCCUAAGAACUUUUCAGUUUAGUUAUUAAGCCUCUGGCAAGCGAAAAUGAAAAAUUUGUGACGAGCUUCAUAAAUUUCAUAUGAAAUGAAAACGAGUGUAAGAUACUUUUUAUCACA
Molecule: messenger RNA, 3450 nt
Organism: Mizuhopecten yessoensis (Yesso scallop)
Lineage: Eukaryota; Metazoa; Mollusca; Bivalvia; Pectinida; Pectinidae
Product: disintegrin and metalloproteinase domain-containing protein 10-like
Exons: 18
Coding region: 136-2745 (869 amino acids)
Biological process (GO): membrane protein ectodomain proteolysis; Notch signaling pathway
Cellular component (GO): plasma membrane
Molecular function (GO): metalloendopeptidase activity
Source: RefSeq, a predicted model, not a curated record